AGUUAUACUAUACCUAUACUGUACCAUGGAUGUCGAUACAAUGGCCAACUUUUGCUGCAGGAUAUUAGACUCGGAACACUCGGAAAUUCGGGCCUGAGCCACGUUGAGAUCGGUUACGAUAAGCUCGGGGUAAGUCGAGAGAAACCCAUCACCGUGAUGUGCGAUAAUUAUUGGGAACCAUUGGCCGAGAUUUACAUCUGGAAUAAGAAAUCCGCCGAUCCGGACGCAUACAUUUAUUGCCUGUGUAGUAGAUUAUAUAUACGGUAUCCGGAAAUUUAUACAGUCUUACCUUCCGAAGAUGUUAAUGAAGGAGAAGAUAUUAAUGGAGAUUAUGUCGAAGAGACUCAGGAUCUUCACAAGGCAUCUGCUAUAGAGACGCAGUCUAUAGAGAAGCACGAUGAAGAACCAGUAAGCUGUUAUUGCAGCGCAUCUCACACAGAUAACAAUUACUCUACAGACGAGCAUGACUCCGUGCGCGACUCGGCUCACUGGCCCACCGCGCACUCCCUCACUCAGAAACUGGGCCUGCAUCAGUCAGACUCUGGUGCAGAUUUGUCCGAAUAUUACGAUCAACACGAAGCAAAGAGCAUACAAAAUCUCGUAGCGUCAUACGGGAAAACCUUCCAAGCUGCGGAAACUCGAGCCGAGAACGAAUAUGAAAACGUAGAUGUAUUAACCGAAUAUAAUCAAGCUUCAGGUGACGAAGAAUCAAUACCAGAAGGUUUAACAAAUAGCAUCACUUUCUCGAACAGAGAAGCGCUCGGUAACAGUAAAGAUCUCGUUUCGCAGUACGAUUGUGAUCCGUACAAUUAUCCGUAUUCCGUAUAUUACGAAAGCAACAAGAGUGCAAUGGAUAUUGCGUGGGAAAAGUUUUGGGCCAAAAACGGAGAGAAAUUAAUCUGGGCAUCUUGGAUAGAAAAAUACGCGGAUUAUAUCAAUCCUGAUUAUUUCCAGAAUGAUGCACGCACGGCGAAAGACGAAAAAUCACAGGACGCAGAGAUUAAUGAAGUAGCGACAGAAAAAUAUUUUGAGCGAAAUACGCGUUUCGCGAGUGAAACGUGCGAGAACUUGCGUUGCGAACUUGUACAUUCUAACUUUGCAGGAUUUUUCGAUCAAAGUAACUCGAUGGCGAACGAUGGCGAGCUUAAGCCAGCGCCGAUAUCUUCCUUGAACACUAACUUCUCGUUUGAAGACACGAACAGACAAGAGAUCAAUGACAAAGAAGCGGACGAAAAUAGGAAGAAGAUCGUCAAUCUUGAGAUAUCACCGGAAGAUGGUAACGGCUGGAAUCCCUUGAGCCCGUUUAGUACGGAAGAAAAUUACGAGCAACCGUCGAAUGCGGAAGACGAGAGGCUACUAACGAGAUGCGACUCGAUUAAUGGCUCCGUAGCGAAAACCAAUGCAACUUCCGAUUCCAUGACAAAUGUGACGAAAAUGACGCUGACCAGCUCCAGUUGCGAUUCGAAUUCCGUUCAUUCGUCUAAUCUUAUGACUUCUGUCACGAGCUCGAUCGAAAGUAGCAUAACUAGCAGCAGUUCCGAUCAAGAGAAUGAAUUUCUAAUGGAGGACAACGAUAAAUAUUGGCAGCAUUUGUGGAGAGAAAACUUUCAGAUGCAAUAUCAAAAGCACUACGAAUUGUUCGUAGCGAAUUAUAAAAGGGAGAACAAUAUGGAUUACGAACAUUCGUAUUUGAGCUUAAACGAGUCCGAAACGGGGGAAGAUUCAGUCUUGACUGAACAAGACAAGAUAGCACCGUUGCAUGACGAUGUAAAUAGCGAGGAGUUAUCAGAGCCCGAUAGUCUAGGAAUCGACGUUCCUAAGAUGCGACGAAACAAGAGCGUGGAACCUGCACCAAGCGGAAAUAAAAAUACGAAAAAGAACAACACGUGCUACUCGAAAUCGAACAAAUCAAGAGUGCAGAGAUUAAUCGUAGAUUCAGUGGGCAUGCUAAUAAAGAAUCUACAAAUCACGGAAAAAACAGAUGACACGGAGCAAUGCCUGAACGAAGCACCAGUGGACACCAUCAGUUGGACUGAUUAUAAAAAAAGCAGCACGGACGAGGGUAUCUUCUCCAGCGGGGACAGCUUGGAAAGCGUGAAGGACGGUCUUUCAAUAAUGGGUUACUCGUGUGAGAAAGAUAACGAGCAAGAUCUACAAGGCGAAAUUAUUUAUCGGAAACGUAAUCUUAAACGACAAGCUGCAGAUCUUGAAAAAUACAGACGAUCCAAACGUGCUUGCUGCGUAUCCGAUCUUGAUGGUAUACAAGAGAAGUGCAGCGAAAAAGGACAAACCUUUACACCGUUACACCGCGUUAUCUAUGUUGAUCAAUCAGAUGUGGAUGUGCAACAAUUUCCUAAUGUACAGUCAAACGCUAAAAAUUCUUAUGGACAAGACACAUCGAGCUCCGACGAUGAAAAUUGUAAAGGAAUCAUAAAGGAAACACAGAAGAAGAAGAAGAGGAAAUCAUUCAAGAAAUACAAGGAGCACAGUUACCCAAAAGAGAUAGAAGAAAAUAAGAACUUAAUAAAGUAUUACAACAAACGAUACUUUCUCUUUAGCAGAUAUAAUGAAGGGAUUCAACUAGAUAGUGAGAGCUGGUUUUCCGUCACUCCAGAGAAGAUUGCACGGCAUAUAGCUGAAGUAUGUUCUUGCAAUACAAUCAUCGAUGCAUUUUGUGGUGCAGGCGGCAACGCCAUUCAGUUUGCAUUUACGUGUAAACGUGUGAUUGCAAUAGACAUCGAUCCCAAUAAAAUUAGAAUGGCUCGACACAACGCAGAGAUAUAUGGUGUGGAAGACAAGAUAGAAUUCAUUAUUGGAGAUUUUUUUGCGCUGGCACCAAGCUUGCGAGGGGACGUUGUAUUCUUAAGUCCUCCGUGGGGUGGGCCAGAUUAUAUCAAACAGAAAGUUUUUAAUCUUGAUACCAUUCUGCCUCCGCAGGGUGGCAAAAUGUUAUUUCAUAUGGCGAGGCAAAUCACAAACAACGUGGCCUAUUAUUUGCCUAGGAACACGGAUAUGCUACAGCUUAUCAGAUUAGUGGAAGAUGUUGGUCAUUUAGAGAUUACGCAGUACAAGCUCGACGGCAAACUCAAAAGUUGUACGCUGUACUGCGGUGACCUGGCUACGUCUCCGUGUAACUCCUGGAGGCAAAAAUCUGAUAAUUGGAAACGGAUAAUUAAUGACAGCAUGGACAGGACUAGUAGAGUCUUCCAUUAAUUGUAAAUAACUGUUUGUAUCAAUUUGCUUAGAUCUGUACUUGAUAAAUUUUAUUAUUAAGUCCGCACCACAUAUAUACAGUGACCAUCACAAUGUUGUAAAAAUCAUCUUGUAAUAUUACAUUUUCUUCUAUUUUUGAGCUGAUACUUAGCUGUAGUAUAUCAUGAAACUUCCAAUAAUUUUGUGUAUUUAAGCAAAUUGAUACGGAGAUCUCAUUUUCAUAUACAUUCUCUCUCAAUUGUUUUUACUUGAUUUUAUUAAAAUCGAUACUUCCAUGCAUUUGUUUUUGAAAACAGUAUUUUAAUUCUAUUAAAAUGUGUAAAUCACAGGCAGUGAUUUACACAUCUUUUACAAGCUCAGUGAUCAGUUUACAUUUUUAAUGUAUAUUUCUGUAAUGUAAUUUUAAUGAUUAAUAAAAAUAUUUGCAGAAAUGA
Molecule: messenger RNA, 3647 nt
Organism: Ooceraea biroi (clonal raider ant)
Lineage: Eukaryota; Metazoa; Arthropoda; Insecta; Hymenoptera; Formicidae
Gene: Tgs1
Product: Trimethylguanosine synthase 1
Biological process (GO): 7-methylguanosine cap hypermethylation
Cellular component (GO): nucleus
Molecular function (GO): RNA cap trimethylguanosine synthase activity
Source: RefSeq, a predicted model, not a curated record